Podarcis raffonei (Aeolian wall lizard) is the source of this 1579-nucleotide messenger RNA. RefSeq lists its product as uncharacterized. The transcript is spliced from 2 exons. Lineage: Eukaryota; Metazoa; Chordata; Lepidosauria; Squamata; Lacertidae. The record is from RefSeq and is a predicted model, not a curated record. The coding region runs from base 280 to 1212 and encodes 310 amino acids.
UCCCUCUCUCUCCAUCUCUUGAUCUGCACAUCCCCUACUGGUAAACUGCCAGAGGCUUGUGUGGAUGUUUCGCAAGUGCUGGAUAUCAGUCAGGAACGUCAUUUUGGGGAAUUCGAAACUUGGACCAUGCUCAGGGAAAGGGCCAAAGGGGUUUUAUUACCACUGUUUUCAGCGCCAGAGAAGCAGUAAGGACAGAGCUUAAUCUUCACAUCCUUCACAUCGCAUCUGUCUGACCCUCCUUCCCAUUCAGAAGACAAACUCAAAGUGAUCUGAACGAGGAUGGCUACAUUUGAUGGAAUCCCAACCUGUCUCUCAGCGGACCUCUUUUUCAGGAACAUGCUGUUGGCCAAGACCAAGGAAGAACCCAACAGCAAAAUGUUCUCCUGCUUCAGCUGCGCCCUGGAGAACCUCCAGAGGGAGCCACCGUGUGUGAGAAGCAAUGCCCAUCUCACUGUUUCUGAUGGGCGCACUCUGAUGGAGUUCACCUCGGGCGACGGGUCGGUCGCAGUCACCGUCUUCCACAAUCAAGGCAAAGUGCACUACAAUGUCUUGGUACCCAACUGGGACCUAUAUUUUGCUCGUCUCUGCUCUAAUCCUCAGCCUCUCAGUCUCAGUAAUAUCCUUAGCAUCCGUGGUCAUCUACAUAACUGGGGUUCCUUUAGGAAAGGGUUUUCCCCUUUGGCCUGCUUUGACCUAGCAGUGGAAAAAUUCUGCAUGGAACCCGAUACCAUCCAGAAGGAUGCUGAGAUGUUGGUGGAAUGUGGUGGGCGGGUGGUGAGGUUUGUCUCCGGCCAGGAAACCUAUAAGAUUUCGGUCUUCUUUAAACAAGGCGAGGCCAAAUAUGAAGUCCAUGUAGACAACUGGGAUGUGGUCAUGGAGCGUUUGCAGACUGGGGUGGAGGCGCUAAGCUUGGAGAACUUGUUGCGUGUGAAGAACAGGCUGAAACUCCAGAAAUGGCGGGAGCUAAGGUCUUGCCUGGAUGAGGCCAUUAGUCGGUUCUCCCAGGAACCCCGUUGCGUUCAGGAUAAUGCCAAAAUGUUGAUUACGACCAGUAAUGAGAAAGUUGUGCUGAUCUCUGGGAAAGGGGAGAACCUCAUCACAGUGACAUAUGGGUAUGGAAGCGUUGACUACAAGUUGGUAGAACGAGGCUGGUGGGAGGUGGCUGCCAGGGUCCUCCAAAAGAAAGAGACACAUACAACAGAACGUAUUUAAAAGACUGGCUCCACCAAACGCUUCCUAAAAAUAAAAAUAUGGAGGGCAGCAUCAAGGUGGUAAGCUUUGCCACACUGACUUGGGUGUAUUUGUUAGCAUGAAUGUGGAAAAACUGCAGGCAUAUCACUUUACAGUCGUACCUUAGUUUUCAAACGCCUUGGGAGUCAAACGUUUUGGCUCCCGAAUGAUCGAAAACUGGAAGUGAUUAUUCCGGUUUUUGAAAGUUCUUUGGAACCCAAACAUCUGAAGCGACUUCCACGGCUUCCGAUUGGCUGCAGGAGCUUCCUGCAGCCAAUCGGAAGCUGCACCUUGGUUUCCAAACAUUUUGGAAGUCGAACGGGCUUCUGGAAUGGAUUCCGUUUGACUU